Molecule: messenger RNA, 657 nt
Organism: Paramecium sonneborni
Lineage: Eukaryota; Ciliophora; Oligohymenophorea; Peniculida; Parameciidae
Source: the annotation of a GenBank genome assembly
UAUAAAUGGAUAUUAAUAUUGGAGAAACACUCUUUAUCAUUAUAGGUGCUGCCAUUUCUAUUUCAGUCGGUGAAUUAGUAUCAUGGUUUCUUGUUUAUAGAAAUGAGGAUUAUAAGGACCUAGUAUCAAGAAUCGAGACUGCUGUUGCUAAAUAUAAUAAGGAAAAAGAAUCAUUUGUUAAGUAAUCCAUUAUCAUAUGCAUGUUACCAGAGAAACCAAUGCUAAAAAUUAAGAGAAGAGGCUGUCAUAAAUUGAAUCACAAAUUAAAGGAUUAAAUUAUGAAAUGACUUUUAAAAAGAUGAUCUCUAAUGCUGCAGUAGCUAUACUCUCUAUUGUUACGAUAAAUUCAAUUGGAAAUUAUUACUCAGGCAUCGUAGUGGCCAAAUUACCAUUUGAACCAUUCUGGAUUUUACAACAAAUCACUCAUAGAGGGUUAAAUGGUGAGGAUUUAACCGACUGUUCAUAUAUAUUCAUUUAUGUCCUAUCUGCACUCAUAUUUAAAUCUAACAUACAAAAAAUUUUUGGUAUAUAGUUCAUUUUAUCAUUCAUAGGUUUGGAAGGACCUAAAAUGCCAUUUGGUCCUGGUGGUCCUUAACCUAGUUUGUUCAAAUAGUGAAAUAAAUACAUUACAAUAAUAUUUAAUAAACUUUAUUAGGU